Molecule: messenger RNA, 333 nt
Organism: Letharia columbiana
Lineage: Eukaryota; Fungi; Ascomycota; Lecanoromycetes; Lecanorales; Parmeliaceae
Exons: 2
Coding region: 1-333 (110 amino acids)
Source: RefSeq, a predicted model, not a curated record
AUGAAUUCGCCAAACCUACAAGGACUUCGCAGCAUCGCCGCCGAUUCGCAAUUAACAGUCAAUAAUUAUCUUGAGAAUCCUUCGGACCGCGUAGCUAGGGUAAAAGCGCUCCGUGAUGCCAAAAACCUCGUUACCGAACUUCAGGAUGGAGACGAUGCUUUCUUUGCUCGCAUUGCGCAGGUCUAUGCAGCGCACGCGUUGCGCUUCACCAUGGCAAUCGGCGCAUUUGAAAAGAUUCCGAGGAAAGGAAGCAUUACGGCUGCGACGCUGGCUGCGGAAGUGGGGUCUGAAAAGACUUGGAUUAGUAUGUCUUUACGUGAACAGCUGUGGUGA